Messenger RNA from Culicoides brevitarsis, 1137 nucleotides. Its product is annotated as protein twist. Gene Ontology annotation, molecular function: protein dimerization activity; DNA-binding transcription factor activity, RNA polymerase II-specific; RNA polymerase II transcription regulatory region sequence-specific DNA binding. The record is from RefSeq and is a predicted model, not a curated record. Gene Ontology annotation, biological process: regulation of transcription by RNA polymerase II; developmental process. NCBI's taxonomy places the organism in Eukaryota, Metazoa, Arthropoda, Insecta, Diptera, Ceratopogonidae. The transcript is spliced from 2 exons. The coding region runs from base 1 to 1137 and encodes 378 amino acids.
AUGUCUGUGAUGCGACCAAAUUCCCCAAAAUUGAUUUUAGACAUUAGUCACAAUCAGGUGGAAAAUAAUUUUCAUCUACAUAACAACAACAACAUCAUCAACAACAACAUGAAAAAUCACAAUAACAACAACAACGAUCUGAGUAACGGCAUCAAAAUGAUCAAAAUUGAGCAACAUUCGGAAUCGGACAACUCCCUAAUCGACAAUUCCGUGUACGAUCAACAGUAUUUGCCGCAUGAGGAUGUAAAUUUACCGCGCAGUGACAUCCUGUCGACCAGUUGCAUGGCUGCGAAUGGCGUUCGUGGUCGCAAACGAAAGCAACCCGAAGUCGAUAUCGACUACGAAUUCGAUGCCGGCUCCUUGAGUCCCGGAAUUUACGAGAAAAAGCUCAAAUACGAGAACGAGUAUCCGGUUUACGUGCAAACGAACGAGCAAUAUCAAGAGUACAAACCGAUUUACAUGGCAGGGCAUGUGGCGGAGCAAGUUUAUCCCGCUUACAUCAACACGCAACAUGCUCAGCAUCACCAGCAGCAGCAGCAUUCGCAUCAGCAAGUCAUGAUGCAACCACAAAUGCACUCGCCCGACAUGAAUUAUGGGCCUUCCAUGGAAAUGUUUACCGCUGAGGAGCCUCUUGUUGCAUCGGAGGAACCGCAAAAUGGCACGGGAAAGACAAAGAAACGGAGUUACACGCGGAAAAAUAAUAAAAAGGAACAAAAUCCGGAUAAACCGAGGAAACACAAAAGACGAUCGUCGAAGGCGAGCUGUUAUGAGGACAUGCAAACGCAACGCGUGAUGGCAAAUGUGCGGGAACGGCAACGAACACAGAGUCUGAACGAAGCGUUCUCGUCACUGCGAAAAAUCAUUCCAACGCUACCCAGUGAUAAAUUGAGCAAGAUUCAAACGUUGAAGCUGGCGUCAAGGUACAUUGAUUUCUUGUACAAAGUAUUGUCGAACAAUGAGCUGGGUUUGUUGGAGGAAAAGGCAAACAUGAUUCCGCACACCGAGAUGGGCACGCAUUUCACAAGUAGCGGCAUUCUGCAGCACGAAAGUCUGAGUUACUUGUUUCGCGUUUGGCGGAUGGACGGCGAGUGGAAUAGCACGAAUGGCAGUCAGGCGGGCGAUGAGAGUCUUACGUAG